CUUGUGUGUUACAGCGUUUGGUAGCCCGGGUCAAGGAAGUUGGGUAACUCUAGAAUUCACCGUAUGGGGAAAUCAUAGACGUCACGCUCGGGUUCCGAAAGUGGGGUCUUUACAGUACUGUAUUUGGUUAUAUGUUUACCUACAGAAGUUACGCUACACCUUGGAUCUGUCAGACUGUGAUUGACAGUUUUAUUUGUUGGAAAAGUCAAAGGGGUUUCCAGUACCUGGUUGACUGGGAAGGUUACGGCCCGGAGGAGAGGUGCUGGGUUCCCACUACAGACAUCCUGGAUCCAGCCCUCAUCACCGACUUCCACUGCCGACACACCGGUCAACCAGGGAUGUACCCAGACAGACGUCGAGUUGGGUCCAAGUGUCAUUAUGAGAUGUCGUCUCUCAGCGCCUCCUUCGUGCAAAUCAGGUUUGAUGACAUCCACUUCCACGAGAACUGCGGCGGCGGCAGCUUCGGGAGCGUGUACCGAGCCAGGUGGAUCUCUCAGGACAAAGAGGUGGCGGUGAAAAAGCUACUCAAGAUCGAAAAUGAGGCUGAAAUCCUCAGUGUGCUCAGCCAUCGCAACAUCAUUCAGUUCUAUGGGGCGAUCCUUGAAGCACCCAACUAUGGAAUCGUCACCGAAUAUGCCGGUGGAGGGUCCCUGUAUGACUAUCUGUCCAGUGCAGAGAGUGAGGAGAUGGACCUGGGGCAGGUUAUGACUUGGGCCAUGGAGAUUGCUAAAGGCAUGCACUAUUUACACUCAGAGGCCCCGGUCAAGGUUAUCCACAGGGAUCUGAAGUCCAGGAAUGUGGUUGUGACGGCAGACAAAGUUCUUAAGAUCUGUGAUUUUGGGGCAUCCCGGUUCCACUCCCACACCACACACAUGUCCCUGGUAGGCACGUUCCCCUGGAUGGCCCCGGAAGUCAUCCAGAGCCUGCCCGUGUCUGAGACCUGUGACACGUACUCCUACGGUGUGGUUCUGUGGGAGAUGCUCACCCGGGAGAUUCCCUUUAAAGGCCUGGAGGGAUUACAAGUCGCCUGGCUGGUGGUGGAGAAGAGUGAGAGAUUAACCAUUCCCAGUAGCUGCCCAACUAGUUUCGCUGAGCUGAUGAGGAAGUGCUGGGUGACUGAGCCAAAGGAAAGACCAAUGUUCAAACAUAUCCUUACAACCCUGGAGUCCAUGUCCAAUGACAGCAAGCUUCCUGAACAGUGCAACUCCUUCCUACACAACAAGGCUGAAUGGAGCUGUGAGAUUGAGGCCACACUGGAGAGACUGAAGAAGUUGGAGCGGGAUCUGAGCAGCAAAGAGCAGGAACUGAAGGAGAGAGAACGUCGCCUGAAGAUGUGGGAGCGCAAGCUCAUUGAGCAGUCCAACACCCCGCUCCUUUCCAACCUUCAUAUUCAUUCCUGGACAGAGGAACAUGUGUACUUUUGGAUACAGCAGAUAUUUGGGGCGGGGGAGGGGGCAAGUGGCAUGCAGCUGUAUGGUGACCUGUUUAAGGAGAACCACAUUACAGGCAAGAGGCUGCUGCUGCUCACGGAAACGGACAUGCGAGACCUGGGGGUCAAGUCCAAAGGUCACAUCAUGCACCUCAAGAGGGAAAUUGAGAAGCUAACCAAUGACUACAUUGGGCUCUUCCACUUCCCUCCACUAAUGAAGGAUGAGUGUGCAGAGGAGGAGGAGGAGGAGAGGAGGAAGAUUGUUCAUCUAGAGCUGGUGUUUGGGUACCACUGGAAAGCGGGAACAGGUCACUCGGACUGCAAAUGGAAAAUGUACAUUGAACUUGACGGAGAUGAAGUUGCAAUAACGUACAUCAAGGAUGUGACCUUUAAUGCCAACAGACAGGAUGUGGAUGUCCUGAAGAUGACCAAGCCUCCAUUUGUGAUGGACAAAUGGGUAGUUGGACUAUGGGAGAAUGAGGUUGUUGACUGCAUUGUAAAUUAUGAGAAUGAUGUGAGAUCACCCAGGUGUACGAGACAUAGCCAUGCAGUGAGGUGGAACCCCACCGGUGGACGAGAUGAGAUCAAGACUGUGGAGCUGCUGAUAGAAACAGCUCAGUUAAACAUUGAAGGAAACCCCAGAAGCAGAUCAAACUCAAAAGAUGUGGAUCCCAGAUGGUUGUACAACCUGAGACAGAGGCAGCUGAAGAGCCAGUCAGCAGCACAGCAGCAUGGUGCCCAGACCCCCACCGGAGGCUCAGAAACCCGCACCCUGUCUCAGUUCCUGUCUGCAUAUGGAGAUCAAGCCUCUUCCUACGCUGCAGCAGUGCGGAGGUCUCCCAACAGCCCCCUCUCUCCCUGGUGCUCCCGCAGCUCGUCCCCUACCGCAGGCCUGUCCGCCAUGCUCUCCCCCCUCUACCUGGGGUCAAAGGGCAGCAGCCCCUCCAGCACCACCUCCGAGAGUCCCUUGGAGCGUGAACGCCUGCUCAGUGCCGGGGAAGUGCAAGGUUACCACAGAAGCUACAUUGACAACUCAUUGAGUGCAACAAGGGGCCACAACAGAGACACGUGGUCCCAUACAAGGGGCAACUUCACACAGAAUAAGUCAAGCAGAACCUCACAGCAAAUGGGGAGGCCCCGGACCAAUAAUUACAGUGCAGCAGGUCAGAACCGAGCCAGAGUGAUACCGGGCAUAUCGGCGGUGGUGGAAAACCUCAGUACAGAGCAAGAGGGAGCUAAAGUCAGUGAGGGGGGAUGGAUCAAAGUGGAGCGCCAAAAAAGGUUACCUCGACAGGACAAUAAACAGGCCAGAGGAAGACAGAGGAGAGGGUGUAGAGGUGGCCGUGGUGGACGAAGCGGAGAAUCAUUUGCUGUUUGAAAGUGUUAACAUCUCUUAACAGACUGGACAUCAGGUUUCCUUUGAACAUUAACCUUCACACAACUUCUAUAUAUACACGUUUUCUCUCUGGGGGGGGAUCUUUCUAUGUUAUUUGAGCUAGGGAGAAUUGUGUUUUAGGGAAUGCACCCAAUUCAGUCUUUUAGGGCAGAUUUCUGAAAUGUAUUGUACACACUAAAAUAUUUUUGGGAUUUAGCAUCUACAUAUAAUUUGUAGUUGUAUAUUGUGAACUAUUGUACAUAAGCCUAUUGUAAAUUGUAUAGCCUACAUUGUUCUAAUCUUUUUAUAUAUGAGAUAUACUGUAUAGCUAGAUAAUUAUUUUACUAUAAUAAAAAAAAGUUAAUCUACUUAUGGAUUCAUAAAUGGAAUAGAUUUUUAAAAAAAUAGUCUAUAACUAUAUGUUGGGUAAAAAAAAAGAAACAUUAUAUGAAAGUUCAAAGUAUUAUUUCAUUACAGUUUUUCUCAAGUC
Oncorhynchus keta (chum salmon) is the source of this 3294-nucleotide messenger RNA. Its product is annotated as mitogen-activated protein kinase kinase kinase 20-like. The record is from RefSeq and is a predicted model, not a curated record. Gene Ontology annotation, cellular component: cytoplasm. NCBI's taxonomy places the organism in Eukaryota, Metazoa, Chordata, Actinopteri, Salmoniformes, Salmonidae. Bases 132 to 2807 code for a protein of 891 amino acids. The transcript is spliced from 21 exons. Gene Ontology annotation, biological process: protein phosphorylation. Gene Ontology annotation, molecular function: protein binding; protein kinase activity; ATP binding.